CAGACACAGGAGAUCCUUAAGACAUUCCCCACCACUUCAUAGAAUUCACCACCCAUCAAAGAAACAAACAAUUUCCAAAUCACUAUCAAGCUAAACCCUAAACCACACGUCGAGAAAAGAAAUUUCCCCAUAAAAAUAAAAAUCCUCGCGGCAAUAGCACCCGUUAGGAACGGAACAAAGCAACUUCACUAAAGCUGAGUAAAUUCAAAUCACCCGCCCGGCUGUCAGCCAACAGGGAAUCCCCCCCACCACCUCACCGACCUGGAAGGUCGUCAGCGAGGCCUCCCUCGCCUCGCCAAGCUCUAUGAACCCCUGCGAUUGGUAGUACACUCCCGAUCGCCCCCACGCUAUCACAACGCUACAACGGUCGCCGAUUGGCCAAAAGCCAGAUUGCACCAUACUCAAACCAACAACAACUCUUGGUUUUGUGAUCGUGACUUCGCUGGACUCAUGAGGUCAAUGUUGUUGUUACCUUUCAAAUUAUAAUUGUAAAGUCAGUGAAUAUUCCUCAAAAUAAUGAGUGCAAUUUGUCUCCAAUUGUGAAGUGUACCUCAGAUUGACAAUGUCAAAAUUUGUGUUGAAGAUAAUCAGCUCGGCAGUAUCUGUCUCACUAUUCGCAAACUGUGCAGAAAGUGCAUCAACCGACAUAGAGCUUGAUGCUAAAGCACAACUCAACCAUCGUCUUGAUUCAUUAAAUCUACUUCUAUAUACGUUUUUGUUAAUCUUAACUGUUCUGACUAUAUGGCUCUUCAAACAUCGAAGGUUACGGUUUCUUCACGAAACUGGCCUUGCUGUCAUUUAUGGUUUAAUCGUAGGUGCUUUUCUCAGAUAUACAGGCACUCCCCAGCAACUACAGCAUUUAGACGUAACACCUUUGAAUACAAGUGUAUACAAUGCCUCUUUACCACCAGAUGCUUUGUGGUUGCAGUAUCACACAAACAAUAACCAAAAUAAAACAUACGCUUACAUUUUUCGGGGUGAAAUUGUGCCCUCCAAGAACUAUGAAAUUGAUCUUAAGGCAACUUUUGACCCGGAAAUAUUUUUCAACAUUAUUCUGCCUCCAAUAAUAUUCCAUGCUGGUUAUUCUUUGAAAAAGAAAUACUUCUUCAGGAAUCUUGGAGCCAUAUUAACAUUUGCCCUUAUCGGCACAACAAUAUCAUCUUUUGUCAUAGGAGCUGUCAUGUAUAACUGUCUUCAGUUUUUACCACAUUCUUUGAAGAACAGCUUUACAUUUUUAGAUACCCUCUAUUUUGGAGCUUUAAUUUCUCCUACAGACCCGCUCACAAUUCUUGCUAUAUUCAAUGAUCUCAGAGUGGACGUCACCCUCUAUUCUUUAGUUUUUGGUGAAAGUGUCCUCAAUGAUGCUGUGGCUAUAGUUCUUAGCGGUGCCAUCCAGAACUAUGACAAGAGGUAUCAAAUGGGCACAGGGAAAUUUGAAGCCAACGCCUUCUUCUUAGCAGUUGGUGACUUCUUAGGAAUCUUCUCUCUUUCAUUAUUCAUUGGUGCUAGUAUGGGAUGUUUGACAGCAUUAUUGACGAAGUACACUCACAUUAAGGAUUUUCCUCUUUUAGAAUCAGCACUUUUUGUGUUAAUGUCUUAUAGUACUUUUCUUAUUGCAGAAGCAUCUGACCUUACAGGUGUUGUAGCUGUCCUGUUUUGUGGAAUUUGCCAAGCCCACUACACCUACAACAAUUUGUCUCUUGAUUCUCGGAAAAGAACAAAAAAAUUAUUCGAGCUUUUGAACUUCCUAGCUGAAAACUUCAUAUUUUCUUACAUUGGAGUGUCAAUGUUCACAUUUCCAAAACACCAUUUUGACUCGUGGUUCAUAUUUUCAGGAUUUUUAUGUGCAAUGUUGGGCAGAGCAGCAAAUAUUUACCCUCUAUCUUUUUUACUAAAUUUAGGAAGGAAACCAAAAAUUGCCAUGAAUUUCCAGCAUAUGCUGUUUUUCGCUGGUCUCCGAGGAGCAAUGUCCUUUGCACUAGCUAUUCGAAAUACUGUAUCUGAAGCUAGAAAAGCGAUGUUGACAACAACAUCAAUUAUUGUGAUAUUUACUGUGAUAAUUCAGGGUGGUGCUACUAUGCAGCUCCUCACUUGGUUGAGAAUACCGGUUGGUGUCGAUGAGGAAGUUGAAAUGUUACCCUAUACCAGCUCUCGAAGAGUGUCAUACAAUUCCACGGGAACAAGAGCUGGUGGAACGGAGGAAAGCAGCAGUCCUUCAGCACAGCAUGAUAAAGCUUUUGUUGCGCGAGUAUGGGGAAACUUCGAUUCUCGGUUCCUGAAGCCGUUACUCACUCAUUCGCAGCCCACUUUACUGGACACUUUGCCCUCAUACUGUAGCUCAGUAGCAAGAAUUCUUACUACAACUGAGCAGAUGACUCAAGGGAAUGUACAUCCUCAUUCUGAUUCUGAUCAUGGAAUGAAUGAAAGUGAUUCAAGUCAUCGGCCCAGUCAUAAUGUGGAGGAGAAUCCGCUACAUGCUGAAACGCACAAUUUUAUAUAAUGCUCAAGUCUAGAAUGUGUUCUAGAUUGAGCCUCGUUGCAGCUGUAAUUGGUUUCACUGGGCCAUUUUUAAGCAGGAAAAAGAUAUUUUAGCAUCCUCCGACAUUAAUUUUUUGAAAAUGUAUAAUUCAAAUGCACUUUUAGCUUACAUUGUUGUAAGGCUGUAAUAUUAUUGUUUUAGAGGCUUUACUGCCUUUCGUUUUUUUCUCAAUUGUUUCAUUAUAUUGUUAACUGUUUUGUUGCGUUCCUCUUUCUGCACAUUAUGUAGUGUAAGAGCUUGUUGAUUUUCUGUUAUUAUGUUCUAGAAUUUUUUCCUCAUCUCAAGUACCGAGACUUAAUUUUUUUUAAGGAAUAUUUUUUCAGUGCAAUGGGGAGGGGGGAUCAGGGUUUUCUCUAUCGAUUAUGUUUAUUAGGGGUUUUUUUCUUGCCUUCUGAAAACAUUAGUAGAGGCCAUUCUAACAAGUUUAUGAAUGGGGAUUUUCUGGCACUGUCCAAAUGGUUUUUUCCUCUCUUUCUUUUUAAGGCAGAACAAGAGAGAGUAAGUGAUGAGAGUCUACCACACCUUGUUCACAAAAUGGCAGAAUGGCUCAUGUCACCUUAGAACGAAGAAAUCAAGUAUAUUUCACAGACUCUGUAAAAAAAAAUAUUCCUACAUGUCUGGUUUACUCUUCCCCUUGUUUGUUUUAAUAUAAAUGGAUUUGUCUGACAAAAAAAAAAAAAAAAAAAAAAAAAAAAAAAAAAAAAAAAAAAAAAAAAAAAAAACAUAUUUUGUAACAGUCUAUUAAACAUCAGACUCUUCUUUAUCUAAGACUUCUCAAAGCUAAUGAAAAGUAAAAUUCAAGCACUUUCAAGCCCUUUCCAUUAAAUUAAGCUUUUUCAGGGCCUAGAAAAAUUUAAUAAUAGAGCAGUUUUCAAUGCCGUUUGGUUAGUGUGGAAAUUAACUUUUCUUCAAUUCCAAUUCCAUUUCAAGGGAAGAGAAAGAAAGAAAGAAAGAAGAAAAAAAACCCCUACUUGAAGAGCAAAUGUAUGCAGAUUUAAGUUCAAUUUUGCCUCCUGACUAGUUCAAAAUAAGAGUGGUCCGUACUUACUUUCUUUGUAUGGUAUGCUGAGGGGCAUUCAUGUCAUCUUAUCAUCUUUUCUGGAAUUCUGAUGUGUUAGUUUAGAUUCACCUCUUAUUCGGUAUCUAAUACUCCUUACUUCAGUGUGUCACGAUAGUUGCAUAAUUAUAAAUUUAAUCGAAUUUAAAACGCAUGAACAAACAAGAACUGGGGCUUCCCUAAACUGUUGAGGCUGUGGAAUUCGGGGAAACGAAAAAGACUGUUUUUGAACUACAUCGGAAUGUAUUAUGCGAAAUGAGUACAUGCUAGUGAGAGAGACCUUACGCAACGACUAACUCCUCUAAGCGCAUCGUAUGCGCUUCACCCAAGAAAAUGAUUACUCUGCAUCAGCUUUGCUGUGCAGCGUUGCACUGAUUAUGAAAAUUAGCCAUAUCUCAACAUAAACUGCUUUGAUUCCAUUUACUACCAUAAAAGUUUGAUGUGUACCAGACAGCCCCUGAUGGCUUUAAACCAAUAUUAUGAUUAAGAACUGUUUUUAAUUAUCUGUUGGUAAUAAUAAUUCAGCCUCAAUCACUAUCGCUUUCAACAACAAUUAAAGUAUCAGAUGUUUCUUUUUUUGACCACCUAAUGCCUAGAGUCUAGUAUUUAUUGUAGUUUAAUAUUUACGAUCAGCUCUGGUCGUCUUUUCCUUGGGAUGUUCGGUCUAUGAGAAAUAUAAUCCAGGUAAAAUUUUGUGACAGUAAGAUACUGUUCUCUUCACCUUUCAACGUUUUUUUCCACCCUUCAAAUAAGGUUACACUAUGGUUUAAUUCUUGAAAAAAUGAAAAGGAAAUUACAAAACACUGUUGGAGAUAAUUGAUUGAUUUCGGUUUAAUUUUAUUAUUCAUCCAGUGGAAUUUGAAGCUAAUUUGGUUGUGAGGGCGUGUGUGUGCGUGUGCUUUUUUUCCUCCUUUCUUUUUUAAAGAAGAAUAAAGAUGAAAGACACAUUUUGUCAUGCGGAUAUCUUCAGUAGUUAAUUAAAUCAAUUUGUUAGGCUCUCAAAUAAUGGUUGAAAGUUUUAGGAAGCAGAGUGUCACAAGAAAGAAAAUAAUUUUGAUUGCUCCCGAAAUGAAACUAAUCUUUGAAUUGAUUUUUUUUUUUUUUUUUUUUUUUUUUUUUUUUUUUUUUUUUAAAUGAAUAACUGAGCUGCAAAAUGUCAAAAUGAAUAUUAGUACUUAAAAUGAAAUCAGGCAAUUUUGAAUGUUAUGUGGCAGAUUCUAGUUGAAGCCACCUAAAUGAUUUUUCCUUUAUUUUUUCAUCAUUUAAAUUCUGUUCAUUUUUAUUUUUCUCAUCGAAUUCAAAAGUCAUCUGCUGUGAGUAUCUUUUAGGCCCUCCUCCAAUUAUUCGUUAUACCUACUGUCUGUCAUAAAGCGAUCAGUUAAUUUUUUUUACAAGUUGGGUUCUGAGAAGAAAGGAAAAACAGGAGUUAUGAGUUAUUUCCCUGUUGUUGCCUUAUGUAAGCUAGCGUAGCACUGAUAGACUGUUAAAAAAAACCUUCAUAUUUUUGCUCAGAUUGUAUGUUUUAUAAACCUGAAUCUCUGAAUGGGCGAUCUGUGCUUUUCUCUUUGAAAUGUGUUCUUCUUUCUUUUUUAAGGAUGAAGGAAUAUUUCUCAAAAUUUCUUUACUGCAAUUAUCUCUAGUCACUUUUCCUUCAAAAAUGAUUUCUUAGUGUUUUGAUUGGGUUUUUCUUUCCUUUUUCUCUCCUAAUUUCAGAAAAAUUGUGCAGUAUUUCUUCUUUACUUAGAAGGAAUCUUCCUUUUUAAAAUAUUCGUUCCAAUGCUCCACAAAAUUUGCAGUGACUUUAAUUAAGUUAAAUUUUAAAAUAAGUUUUUAGCAGCUAUUAAAAACACUCAGAAUGAAGUUCACAAAUGAAGUUUGGGGAAUGAAGUUUACCCGAACGUUUUGUGAAGUUCUUGGACUCGCAGAUUUUUCUUUUGAUAGGAUAAUUCAGUAGUCAAAGGAACAUUUCCGGGGUACAAUAAGUGGUGUCGAGUACUGGUUUAACAACCUGAAUUUUCUUGAAUCAGUAAUCAUCUUCUGUCUUUUGAUUUUCAUAAAGUUUGAAAGCGCACAGCAUGAUUGUGUUUUUUUCAGAAUAGACAGCAAUAAUGAAAUUACCUAACCAUGUAUCUCAAUUUUUGAGUCAGUUGUAUAAAUGAGCUAUAAUAUAUGUCUCUAAUCUGACAGUAAAAUAAUUUUGUUGAAAAAAAUUCGGAAGUUACCCUAAAAUGUAAUUUUCAUAAUUAUUCUCAUCUCAGCGAUAAUUUGCAAAGCAAUCAAUGUUUUUUUUUUGUUAUUGAAUUAGGCUUAAACUGAGUAAAAUCAAGUUCAUUGUUCUUGUUCAUUGCCCCUUGUUUGGGGUGUACAUCAUUUGAAGUAGGCAGAGAAUCGUCUUUGAGUCUGAAUUCUAAAUUCUUUCAUCUCAAGAUGAAUUGUUGGAUCCUAAAAUCUUGAUUUUUCUCUCAUAAUUCUCAACAGUUUAAAUUAUUUGCAGAAACGCUUAAAGAAUUUUGAAGAGUAUCUUAUCGUUAAUAUCUUCAAGAAAUAUUACCUUUCUGGAAUUCAAGGCAGCUAUUCUGCUAUCCCAAAACAUGGGGUCUCAGGGGUACCUAUGCAUUUCUGCAGUUUCAUCAUUGAUUUAUACUUCUAAAAUCUGUUCGUUUUUUUCUCUCUUUCCCAAAAAUUAGUGGAAACUGUGCGAUAAUUUUCAAUGAUUAUUUAGAGUUUGUUAUGAUGGUUUAUGAUGGUUUAAACCUAAAUUAUGUUGUUGAUUUAAAAAUUGAAAGAGGACUGUGGAUAGAAUACCGAAAAAUGCGACGCCUGUGUAGUUUUGAUAUUAUGUACCUAUUUGACAUGAUGCUAUGCUCUUUAUGACUACCUGCGCUUGAUAAGUUUUUAAAAUCCUACUUUCUAUGUACCAAUGUCGAGAAAAAUGGGAAUAAAAAGGGAUGUUUUCAGCCUUCUUGUACGCGCUUUCUGAGUAAGAUGUGGAGUUGUUGCCACAUCUGUUAGGGCGCUGUGUCUCACACUGUUAUGUUUUGGAGGAAUUUGAUUUUUUUUUAUGUGUUUCAUCUUCUGGGUCUGUAAGGGAACUAAAGUUUUCCUCAAUCACCAUUGAGAUUUGCAACAUUUUUAAUAGAUAUUACCUUUAAAAACACCAAAAAAUCAACUUUUUAGCCCCGCUUUUUUUACUUCGGCACUUUGGAAGUUUGAUUUUAAAAGCUCAUCAUGCUCAACAGGCUGCUAGGAAUUUCACAUAAAAUCAUGCUUAAAUUCAGCCAGCGUCGAAUUUCCUGGUAUUCUGUACUGAGUUCUUCAUUGCGUGGUCUUUUGCCAGUCGAAGCUCCACUUAUCUGUGACUCCUCAUGUAUACGUGUUUCCAUCUAUUUGAAUCAAAUGUCAAUAUUUUGUUUUAAUCAUUUUUGGGAAUGAAAGUGUGCUUUCAUGAAUUAUUACAUUUUUUUUAAAUUAUGAAAUUUGCAUGUCUUUAGGGCUGGAAAAGUAAAAAAGGUCAACAAUUUCACCCAAAAAUGACAUAGAUUUCCAUGAUGAGAAGAAAGUUUUUCCUUGGGCUCAAAUUUUCUGUUAUAAGGGUGCUCUUAACUGGAGAAGCAUAGAUACCAGGACCUUCUAAGUUUUUCUAAAGAAAAAUUUAAAAUAAAUAUUGCAUUCCUUAUAUUCACGAACAACUCUGAAUUACCGAACAGAGAAAAGCCCUCAGUCAUUCUAACUUGUGUCCGAGGAAAACUGGAACAAUGAAGUAAUUGACUUAUAGAGUCUAGGACACCCCGAAAAUUUGUACAUAAUUUUUAAUGGUUAAUAGAACCAGUUUGUUUUGUUCUCAAUUAAUGUGAGCAUCUCUUUGAAAAAUUUGAAAGUAACUGAAACCUCCAUCAUAUGGACCGAGUUCAUCAGAAAGGAACUAACCCACAUUUUCGAAAAAAUUGAGUUAAGAAUGUUUCUGAGUUUCACUAGCCGUAUAUUUUCUCCUGGCAAAAACUAAAAGUCGAAAAAGAAGAAAUUAGUUUGUUCAGAGAGGGGUAAAAGUUCCUUUUCUACACUGAGUCUUAUUCAAGAAUGAAACUUUAAACCUCUUUUUCUCAGUUUCAACUCAAUGUGGGUUGGUUCCUUCCUGAUGAACUCGCUCUAUACAGAAAUCCAAAAAUAUUAUUUUUUUAAACUGGUGCUUACCUUUGCUCUCUGGAAAUUGUCCAUUUUAACUAGAAAAUGGUACUUUUUCAGAGUAGAAAAAUUGACUGAGAAAAAUAAACAAUACUGUCUUCUCUAAUCAAGUAAAGCGGGAAAAACCGGUUGGACGUACUUUACGGCCUUGAUUUUUUAAUUAUCUUGGAACUUUUGUUCAUGCUGCUCCCUAUUCUGUCCUUUCUUUUUUUUCUCAGUAAUUUAUUAUUUAUGUAUCAUUUAUCCAAUUUUUUUUCCCUACUUUUUAAAAGAAUAAAAGUUUUUUUCUUUUAUUAA
Messenger RNA from Bemisia tabaci, 8075 nucleotides. RefSeq names its product Na[+]/H[+] hydrogen exchanger 3 (gene Nhe3). Gene Ontology annotation, molecular function: potassium:proton antiporter activity; sodium:proton antiporter activity. Gene Ontology annotation, cellular component: plasma membrane; recycling endosome. The record is from RefSeq and is a predicted model, not a curated record. Gene Ontology annotation, biological process: regulation of intracellular pH; proton transmembrane transport; sodium ion import across plasma membrane. Lineage: Eukaryota; Metazoa; Arthropoda; Insecta; Hemiptera; Aleyrodidae.